Ostertagia ostertagi is the source of this 207-nucleotide messenger RNA. Lineage: Eukaryota; Metazoa; Nematoda; Chromadorea; Rhabditida; Trichostrongylidae. The record is from the annotation of a GenBank genome assembly.
AUGCCGCCUCAAGCACAUGGAAUUCGUGCGGGAGAAGCAGUAGACUACAGCAUGCCCAGUCCAACAAAAAGGCUUGCUGUUGCCACAAAUAGUGGCCUUUGCCACGACGAACGAGGACAUUCUCCUGAUUAUGACAAUCACUUAGAGGAUGUUAAGCAAUCUAAGCUCCUACUGACGUCUCCUGAAAUACUCCCUGAGAAACAUCAU